This is a messenger RNA of Coregonus sp. 'balchen', 3814 nucleotides long. NCBI's taxonomy places the organism in Eukaryota, Metazoa, Chordata, Actinopteri, Salmoniformes, Salmonidae. The record is from the annotation of a GenBank genome assembly.
UGACAACAAGCCCGAGCGUGACCUGUCAACCCUGACCUCUGACAUCAGAGUGACCUGUCAACCCUGAUCUCUGACCCAUGACCUCUGACCCCUGACCUUGCUGCAGUGCCGGUGGCUGUCACGCCCCUCUGUGUGUCCUCUGCUGGACCAAUGAUGUGUACAUGUCUAAGACAUGGAUUGAAACGUGAAACCGUCAACAGCAUUUUGCACAGUGACUGUAUUCACUUUGUAAACUUGAUUUGAAAUGAUCUUGAUGAAAAGGUACUCCUGUGAUGGUGUUUUAAUGUUGUUUGGUUUGAUGUCAGUCAUGUGAUUUCCAGAUUGCGUGAACAAUAACAUCUGUUGUCAUUUGUAAUGUGUCCAGGUCUGGGGUACUGCCUGGCCUUCCUCCCCACUGUCACCCUGCUGUCUCAGUACUUCAACAGAAGGAGAUCCUUGGUCACCGCCCUGGCCUCCUCAGGGGAGUCCUUUGCCAUGUUUGCCUUCGCACCAGGUACGUUGCGGUUUCACAGUGUGUACCAAAUUGCGCCCUAUUCCCUAUGUAGUGCACUACUUUUGACCAGGGCCCAUAUAGGGUGCAGGGUGCUACAGUGAGGGAAAAAAAGUAUUUGAUCCCCUGCUGAUUUUGACAAAGACAUGAUCAGUCUAUAAUUUUAAUGGUAGGUUUAUUUGAACAGUGAGAGACAGAAUAACAACAACAAAAUCCAGAAAAACGCAUGUCAAAAAUGUUAUAAAUUGAUUUGCAUUUUAAUGAGGGAAAUAAGUAUUUGACCUGUCUGCAAAACAUGACUUAGUACUUGGUGGCAAAACCCUUGUUGGCAAUCACAGAGGUCAGACGUUUCUUGUAGUUGGCCACCAGGUUUGCACACAUCUCAGGAGGGAUUUUGUCCCACUCCUCUUUGCAGAUCUUCUCCAAGUCAUUAAGAUUUUGAGGCUGACGUUUGGCAACUCGAACCUUCAGCUCCCUCCACAGAUUUUCUAUGGGAUUAAGGUCUGGAGACUGGCUAGGCCACUCCAGGACCUUAAUGUGCUUCUUCUUGAGCCACUCCUUUGUUGCCUUGGCCGUGUGUUUUGGGUCAUUGUCAUGCUGGAAUACCCAUCCACGACCCAUUUUCAAUGCCCUGGCUGAGGGAAGGAGGUUCUCACCCAAGAUUUGACAGUACAUGGCCCCGUCCAUCUUCCCUUUGAUGCGGUGAAGUUGUCCUGUCCCCUUAGCAGAAAAACACCCCCAAAGCAUAAUGUUUCCACCUCCAUGUUUGACGGUGGGGAUGGUGUUCUUGGGGUCAUAGGCAGCAUUCCUCCUCCUCCAAAUACGGCGAGUUGAGUUGAUGCCAAAGAGCUCGAUUUUGGUCUCAUCUGACCACAACACUUUCACCCAGUUCUCCUCUGAAUCAUUCAGAUGUUCGUUGGCAAACUUCAGAUGGGCUUGUAUAUGUGCUUUCUUGAGCAGGGGGACCUUGCGGGUGCUGCAGGAUUUCAGUCCUUCACGGCGUAGUGUGUUACCAAUUGUUUUCUUGGUGACUAUGGUCCCAGCUGCCUUGAGAUGAUUGACAAGAUCCUCCCGUGUAGUUCUGGGCUGAUUCCUCACCGUUCUCAUGAUCAUUGCAACUCCACGAGGUGAGAUCUUGCAUGGAGCCCCAGGCCGAGGGAGAUUGACAGUUCUUUUGCGUUUCUUCCAUUUUCGAAUAAUCGCACCAACUGUUGUCACCUUCUCACCUAGCUGCUUAGCGAUGGUCUUGUAACCCAUUCCAGCCUUGUGUAGGUCUACAAUCUUGGCCCUGACAUCCUUGGAGAGCUCUUUGGUCUUGGCCAUGGUGGAGAGUUUGGAAUCUGAUUGAUUGCUUCUGUGGACAGGUGUCUUUUAUACAGGUAACAAGCUGAGAUUAGGAGCACUCCCUUUAAGAGUGUGCUCCUAAUCUCAGCUCGUUACCUGUAUAAAAGACACCUGGGAGCCAGAAAUCUUUCUGAUUGAGAGGGGGUCAAAUACUUAUUUCCCUCAUUAAAAUGAAAAUCAAUUUAUAACAUUUUUGACAUGCUAUUUUCUGGAUUUUUGUUUUUGUUAUUCUGUCUCUCACUGUUCAAAUAAACCUACCAUUAAAAUUAUAGACUGAUAAUUUCUUUGUCAGUGGGCAAACGUACAAAAUCAGCAGGGGAUCAAAUACUUUUUUCCCUCACUGUAUCUAGGGAAUAUGGUGCCAUUUCAGACGCAGACUAAUGAAUCUCAAAAGGCAGAUAUUGUGUCUGGUACUGUUCUAAAAGUAAAGCAUUGUGGAGGAGCGUAAAAAAACAUGAGUUUUAAAUGUUUCUAACAGUCAUUUGAAAGUGGAAGGAGAUUUAAAACCACAUAUCUCCUCUUCUCCUCUGCAGCCUUCAUGGCCUUGAAGGAGGUCAUCGGCUGGCGCCACUGCCUCAUCGUCAUCGGCAUCAUGCAGACCUCCGUGAUUGGCUGCGGCGCUCUGCUUCGACCAAUCAUCAUCAGGCCUAACCAGGAAGUGUCAUUGGAGUUGUCCAAUAAGAGGAAGCUGUCCGUUAAGCUGCAGACGGUGUACGAGCUGGAGAAUGAGGAUACCCAGACCAACGUUAGCUCCGGGGAGUCUGAGGAGUCAGGGGAUUCUGGGGUCACCUCUCUGUCCGCCUCCAGUGCUGACAUCCGGGCCACCACAGCCACACAGGACCCCUCUGAGACCUGGGCCCUCAUGGAGGACCAAAGGGAGAAGAACCAGGGGGGACAGGCAACCCUUGGAACCCCACUGAAGCAGCUGGAGGCUGGGGAGAAAGAGCAGGGUGAGCUGGGUCCCCUGGUCCAACCCGCCAGACCUAAACUCCUAGACUUCUCGGUGUUAAAAGAUGGAGCGUUCAUCUGCUACUCUCUGUUCGGCCUCUUCGCCACGCUGGGGUUCUUCGCCCCUUCGCUUUACAUCAUAGAGCUCAGUAAGAGCCGUGGCGUCCACACCGAAAAGGCUGCCUACAUGCUCUCCGUAAUGGCGGUGUCUGAGGUCUGCGGGCGCCUGUCCAUCGGGGUCAUUUUAAACAAGGUGCGGAUGCGUAAGACCCAGGUGCUUCUGGGAUGUGUAGUUCUGCUGUGUCUGGUGCUGUUAGCCUUCACCCUGGUGACUGAGUUCUGGGGCCUGGCAGCCUGCUGCUGUCUCUAUGGCUUCCUGAUGGGCACUGUGGGCUCUACACACAUCCCCAUGCUGGCAGAGGACGACGUGGUGGGCAUAGAGAGGAUGCCCUCGUCCGUGGGGGUCUAUGUGUGUAUACAGAGCUUUGCUGGGCUGGCCGGACCACCGCUGGGAGGUAAGAGACUCUAGCUGAUUUACUCUGUCUGGAUCUUAGUCUUCACUUUGUAGCUCUCUCUCUCUCUCUCUCUCUCUCAUUGUCUGUCUGUAACCCUCUCUCUUGAACUGAUCUAGAAGGUUUUGAUUGCUACUGCGCCAACCUGAUGAUCUUGAAGGGUCUUGCCAGAUCUUUAGGUGUCUCUGACGUUGCCUCCUGUGUGUUUUUUCCCCCAGGCCUGUUGGUGGAUAUGACCCAGAACUACGGCUCAGCCUUCUACUCCUGUGCUGUGGGAAUGGGCCUGGGCGCCAUCUUCCUCGCCAUGGUGGGACCAGCCAAGUCCGGCCUCUGCCACCGCGGGAAGACGAGAAAACAGGAGGAGGAGAAAGAAGGAGAGGAGGAGGAGAGGAGAGGAGGAGAGGAGGAGGAGGAGAAGGUUUCUCAGGACAGUGGAUCAACAGAUUAUCUAGACGUUGAUCUGGUUAUGGAGACCAGUCCGGCUAAACGGUCCCUAAAACAGGAGACCAACGCGGUCUGA